AUGCUCAGCCAUGUCCGGGAUGAAGAGACUGCGAAUUGCAUAAAGAGAUUAUGUAGUGUAUGGGAAGCAAGCCAGAAGGACGGUCACAAGGUGCAAGUGGGCAUCAGCUUGCACAUGGUGGAUAUGGUGCUGGAAGUUAUCAAAAGGAUGGUUGGGGGAAGGAGCAGUUUGAGAUUGGGUCUUGAAGAGGAGUUCAAGGAAUUCGUAGAGGAGAAGUUCUAUGUGACUGGCUUGCCGAACUUGGGUGACGUGUUGCCGCGACAGACGAGGCAAGGAGUGGCUGUAGAUCGAGAGAAGGCUGUCGAUUUCUUGGAUGUGAUGUUGUCCCUGUCGAGUGACCCACAGAUCGCUUCGCUCUGUGAAUCGACCCCCCACAGGAGGGAUAUGAUAAUCAAGGCCACACUCUUGGUGAUCGUAUUUGCUGCAAUGGACACUUCCGCGGUGACACUGAAAUGGGCUCUGGUUUCUCUAUUGAGCAAUCCGGAGGCCAUGAGGAAAGUUAAAGAGGAGCUCGACACAAAGAUCGGAAAGGAAAGAAGGGUGGAGGAGGCCGACAUAGCCAACCUCCCCAACCUACAGGCGAUCAUCAAGGAGACACUUAGGCUGUACCCACCCAGCCCACUCAUUGUCACACAUGAAUCCAUGGAGGACUGUGUCGUGGCUGGAUUCCAUGUGCCUGCCAGCACCAUACUGAUCAUAAAUGCAUGGAAGAUACAGAGGGACCCAAGUUGGUGGGAGCUUCGCCUGGAGUUUGAGCCAGAGAGGUUCAUAGGAACGAGGUGGAUGUGA
Molecule: messenger RNA, 789 nt
Organism: Amborella trichopoda
Lineage: Eukaryota; Viridiplantae; Streptophyta; Magnoliopsida; Amborellales; Amborellaceae
Product: xanthotoxin 5-hydroxylase CYP82C4
Molecular function (GO): monooxygenase activity; heme binding; iron ion binding
Source: RefSeq, a predicted model, not a curated record